Messenger RNA from Diorhabda carinulata, 2110 nucleotides. It is a transcript of the gene Y-1, whose product is annotated as protein yellow-like. The record is from RefSeq and is a predicted model, not a curated record. Gene Ontology annotation, cellular component: extracellular region. The coding region runs from base 78 to 1850 and encodes 590 amino acids. NCBI's taxonomy places the organism in Eukaryota, Metazoa, Arthropoda, Insecta, Coleoptera, Chrysomelidae. The transcript has 3 exons.
AUUAAUAGUUCCACUACCACUAUAAAACAAGUCAACAAUAAUAAACAAUAUUCAUUCAGUUCAGUAUUUUCGACGCGAUGUUUGAAUUGAACGGUUUCGCUAAAAUGCGCCGGCAACUCGUCAUUUUACUAAUUCUGUUCGUAGUAACUGCGAAAACAGAAAGAUUCCGAGUAAUUCGAGAAUGGAAAUAUUUUAAUUUCACAUGGCCCAGUGAGGAAAUGUACAAAAACGCCGUAUCAAGGGGUACUUACAUACCAGAAAACAAUAUAAUAGCAGGCAUUAACUACUUCGAUGAUUUCUAUUACUUAACCGUUCCCAGGAUGAAAGACGGAGUUCCCGCUACGCUCGUCAGGAUUCCCGCCGGAGUUACCAACGACACCGCUCCCGCUCUACAACCGUACCCUUCUUUCGAAAUGAACGCCGAAGGGGACUGCAACGCUUUACAAAACGUCCAAAACAUAGAAAUCGAUCCAAAGGGACAACUUUGGAUAAUAGAUAGCGGUAGAACGGAAACUUUGACGAAUCCCUCGGCGAGAUGCCCUCCCAAAUUGAUUAUUUUCGAUAUUAAGAAAAAUAUGACCACCGCUGCGUAUACAUUUCCCGAAAAUGUCGCUAGUUUGGAUUCGAAUUUUUUAUACGAUAUCGUGGUAGACGACACAGACUCUGGAUAUGCUUAUAUUACGGAUAACAGUGCUAAAGAUCCAGGCAUAAUUGUUUUUUCUGUGAAAGACCACCAUUCUUGGAAAAUCCGACAUUCCCAGACCAUGCGAGCGGAUCCAAAAGCUACAACUUUUAGAGUAGGAGGUGUAAUCAUCAAUUCUCCAUUAAACAUAGCCAGUAUAGCAUUAGGACCGAAAAUACACACGAGUUCAGACAGAAUCAUUGUUAAUGAUGAUAGGGAGGUUUACUUCAGCCCGAUUUCCAGCUAUCAUCUUUAUUCAAUCAAUAGUAGCGUGCUUCGGAAUGAACAAAAUGGAAAGGAAAAUAGCGAGUAUCAGGGAAACGUCAAGGAUUAUGGACAGAAGAUCUCUCAAACAGCAGGAAUGUUGAUGGACAACAAAGGAGUUCUGUAUUACAGUCUCCUAAGUACUAACAGCAUCGCCAAAUGGGAUUCCUACACACCUUUCACGUCAGCUCAAAAAAUAAUAGCUAGAGACGAGAAAUUUUUGGAAUGGCCGAACGCAUUCACCUACGACGGAAACGGCAACAUCACCGUCGUCGUCAAUAAACUCAACAAAUUCAUCUACGACAGAAUGGAUUCGAGUAAAUUCAAUUUCCGAUUAAUAUCAUCGCAUAAUGGACGUAAUAGUUACCUUUUCAAUCAAGCGUACCAAUAUAAUAUAGAACCUAAUGUAACAACGACUACUACAACGGAAAACACUCAUUUAGAGGAACCGGAAAUAUUACCGGCUUCAGGAAAAGAUCCUUAUUUGGUACCGGUACCUAUACCAGAACACAAAGAAGAAACUACGACUAGUCCGGAACCAUCAAUGGAACACGCAACUAAAAUAGAACCAGUAACUGAAUUAGAGCGUACAACUACACCAGAGCCCAAAUUAGAAGAAGAAAUUGGAACGAAUAAAUCAACACCGGUACCUACACCACUACCUGAACCGGAGCCUAAGUCUGAACCGGAGCCUAAAUCGGAACCAGAGCCUAAAUCAGAACCGGAGCCUAAAUCGAAACCGGAGCCUAAAUCGGAACCGGAGCCUAAAGCUGAAGUAGCGCCUCAAGCAGAUCCAAAAGUAGGUGCUAAUUUGGAGAAAACUAAGACGACUAAAUCGUCUGCUUCGAUCGCAGCUCCCGCGAUUCUAGGAAUCGUUAUUACUUGUAAAUUAUUAUGGAUUUAGUUACUAAAAGUGAUGUAACUUUGAAGGACAGUGUAUAUAAAGUGAUUAAAAAUACAAGAAAUAGCGAAAAAUAUUGGAAUUUGUAAAUGAAGGUUACUACUUUUUUAUUAUUUCGUAAUUAAUAAUCACCCUGUACAAUAAAUGAAAGUAUUUCUAUGCAGUAUUGUUAAGUAUGAUUCCAAAAAUAAUUGGAAUCUUUGUAAAUACCCUGGUACAAUAUAAAAUAUGUAUAAGAAUUUGAAUAAAUUAUAUGGAUAAUA